GGGUGGGGAAGGAAGAAGGAAGAGGAAAUGAAGGUUUAAGCAUGUUUGUGGAGUCGGGUCUGUCUCAAUUUGCUCAAGUAACACUGGGAGUGUGAUUCGGUGGCUUUUAAAUCCAAAAAAAAAAACUGGGGAGAUUUAAACUUUGUAGGGAGGAAAGCGUUAAAGUGAUAUGGGCACGCGGAUCUGAGAGACGCUUCCUACCUUCCCCUGCUUCACACUAGUGGGGAUGGAGGGAAGAAAAAAAGAAAACACUGGAGAAAAAUACCCCUACGAUUUGCAUGAAUGAUGCCAUGUAAAAUACCGGAGCGAGGAAUUGUGCUCUGCAGACGGUCUGUGGGCUGGCCAAAGCCUGAAGUGCCUGCUCGGGUCCCGUGAUAUGACUCGCUCAUUUCUGCAGGGCUCAUCAGGUACAGGCUCUGCUUCCUUCCUGGGAUGGUGCAGCUGGCAUUUGAUUUCCUCCGUGCAUGGGAGAGGAGGAGUCCUGUGCAGUUUUUUUCCCCGAGAUGAUUGCAUUUUCUUUGGCCUUGCUGUACCCUGCCUCAUUAGUAGGAACUGCAUCUAUACUUAUUUACCAUUAUACCGUGUCCCUUGGGAAGCAGGGUGUAGUUUGGAGUAGGUAUAUAUGGAUUUAUCACUCCUAACAUUUUUUUUCCUCCCGUCAUGCUAAGACUAAAUCUGUCAACAGCAGAGAGCAAACUUAAUUUAUUUCUGUGUUUUGCAUCUCCCUUUUUUACCAUUUCUCUUCCAAAUUGCUGAGAAAACAUCUCUGAGAUGGAGAGAGGGGAGAAGGAAGGAAAGGAUGGAGAAUGUUGUCUGUGCAGGGAUGCAUUUGUUAUCAGCAUGUCCGGGGAGCACUGGGCUGGGGAAGGGCAGGGUUUGUUUCUGCAUGUGAAAACUGGGGUUUGGAAAUUAUAUUUUCCCCUUAUGUGAAGAUUUUUCUUCUUCCCUGUGAGGGCCACAACUUUUUCUGUCUGGUUGACAGAAUUACCCAACGAGCCUGGGCAGGAGAUUGGGAACAAGGAACUUGUGUUUCACUCCGUGCUGCCUGUUCUUCCUCCCCUCGUUCCCUUAGCACCGGUGCAAGCACCAGAACAGGCAUCAGCAUUUUUACUCCUGUGUCAUCCCACUGUUCCGAGCAGGUCUAGACGACAUUGUGGCAUGCAGCCUGCCAGCUGGGUUACAGGAAUGCUACCCUAGGUGAAACGGCAGGAUUUUUAAGGAGAGAAUGGUGAAUAACACUGAAGACCCUCAAGAGGCUUUGUAGCGUCCCAUCCUCAUGUAAAGUAUGCUCAGAACUUUUCCAGUAGUCCUGCUGGAAACCAUGUCUCACUACACAGACGAGCCAAGAUUCACCAUAGAGCAGAUCGACCUCCUGCAGCGCCUGAGACGCACGGGGAUGACCAGGCAUGAGAUCCUGCACGCCCUGGAAACCUUGGACCGCCUGGACCAAGAGCACAGCGACAAAUUCGGGAGGAGGUCGGGCUACGGGGGCGGCUCCUACGGCAACAGCACCAACAACGUGGCGGCGUCGUCCUCCACGGCCACGGCUUCCACCCAGACCCAGCAGUCGGGGAUGUCGCCGUCCCCCAGCAACAGUUACGACACCUCCCCUCAGCCUUGCACUACCAACCAGAACGGGAGGGAGAGUAACGACAGGCUGGCUGCCUUCAACGGGAAGAUGUCGCCCACCCGCUACCCGCUGGCCAACAGCCUGGCCCAGAGGUCCUACAGCUUCGAGGCGUCCGAGGAGGACCUGGACAUCGACGACAAGGUGGAGGAGCUGAUGAGGAGGGACAGCAGUGUGAUAAAGGAGGAAAUCAAAGCCUUCCUCGCCAACCGGAGGAUUUCCCAAGCAGUUGUUGCACAGGUAACAGGUAUCAGUCAGAGCCGGAUCUCCCAUUGGCUGUUGCAGCAGGGGUCAGACCUGAGUGAACAGAAGAAAAGGGCAUUUUACAGAUGGUACCAGCUUGAGAAGACAAAUCCUGGGGCUACACUAAGCAUGAGACCAGCUCCCAUCCCAAUAGAAGAGCCAGAAUGGAGACAGACACCUCCCCCAGUCACAGCUACCUCUGGGACCUUCAGACUACGGCGAGGCAGUCGGUUCACGUGGAGAAAGGAGUGCCUGGCUGUGAUGGAGAGUUACUUCAAUGAGAAUCAAUAUCCCGACGAGGCAAAGAGAGAAGAAAUUGCCAAUGCCUGUAAUGCAGUUAUACAAAAACCAGGAAAAAAGUUGUCGGAUUUGGAGCGAGUUACCUCUCUCAAAGUGUACAACUGGUUUGCCAACAGGAGGAAGGAGAUCAAGAGAAGAGCCAAUAUUGAAGCAGCAAUCCUGGAGAGCCAUGGAAUAGAUGUACAGAGCCCAGGAGGUCACUCCAACAGCGACGACGUGGAUGGCAACGACUACUCGGAGCAGGACACUUGGCAAGUCCGCAACGGGGAGGAGGAGGGACGAUGCUCAGAGGGAGGCAGAGAAGCUGAGAAGGUAGAAGAAGACAGGAGGAUCUGCUCCAAACAAGAUGACAGCACUAGCCAUAGUGACCACCAGGACCCCAUUUCCUUGGCUGUGGAGAUGGCAGCAGUCAACCACACCAUCCUGGCGCUGGCCCGGCAAGGAGCCAGCGAGAUCAAGACAGAGGCUCUGGACGACGACUGAUGCCAAGAAAAGGGGAGGGUCAAAGCAAGAAGUAACUUAGUUUUAGAAGUAGCACCUUAGCAGACUUUCCUCGGUCCUUAAUAUGUGUUACAGUAUAACUUUGCAGUUUCUUGUACGUCAGUUAGCUGUUAGGGUCUUGUUCUGUGAAGAUGGCAUGGUGCCCUCAGCCUUUGCAUAUACUCUCUCAGUAUUAAUUCCCAAUAAAUAAUCAAUCAACCGACCAACCUCCCUCUCUCCCGGCCCCCAGUGGCUAGAAAGGUAA
Ficedula albicollis (Collared flycatcher) is the source of this 2915-nucleotide messenger RNA. It is a transcript of the gene HMBOX1, whose product is annotated as homeobox containing 1. Gene Ontology annotation, cellular component: nucleus. Gene Ontology annotation, molecular function: double-stranded telomeric DNA binding. The transcript has 11 exons. The record is from RefSeq and is a predicted model, not a curated record. Lineage: Eukaryota; Metazoa; Chordata; Aves; Passeriformes; Muscicapidae. Bases 1286 to 2653 code for a protein of 455 amino acids. Gene Ontology annotation, biological process: positive regulation of DNA-templated transcription.